Messenger RNA from Aegilops tauschii subsp. strangulata, 1918 nucleotides. RefSeq lists its product as uncharacterized. The record is from RefSeq and is a predicted model, not a curated record. Gene Ontology annotation, biological process: root development; shoot system development. Lineage: Eukaryota; Viridiplantae; Streptophyta; Magnoliopsida; Poales; Poaceae.
UCUAAAAAAACGAAUAUAUAACAUUUCUACGAGUAUACAUUUCUGUAGAUUAUAUUAUAGCAUUUUUAUAUCUUUCCAUAUCCUUAGUAUCCUUAAAUAUCCAAACUUGGUAGAGUGUUUAAGAGUUUACGAGGAGUCUGAAAUUUAGUUGUAACUACAAACAAAUAAGUUCCUCGCCCCUCGCUCUCGUUACCGGAGCUUCCAACAUAGAAAGGGGAUCCCAUGAGUUCCUCGAGGGUCGCCGAAAACCGUGUCGGCUUACUCUCGCUUCGCACUUACUGCAACUAGGAGGAAGGGCGGAGAGGGGUUUGAGCCCUCGUUGCUAAUAUAUAUAGGACUCAACUGUAAGAUAUUUGUAUCAUAUCUAAAGAGAUUUCUCGCUUAAUCGGUGAAAAAAAGAUAAAAGAAAAGAAAUUUCUUUCAAAUAUAGAAAUGUGAAUCUGGAUGUAAGUUGGGGAGUGUCCUUACAACCUCUGUUGUGGUCCUGCUCUGCUGAAUCUCGAUCAGAAAGCUGAUUAUGCUGGGCAGAUCGAUCUGGAAUGAUAAAAAAAAAAAAGGAAUAAAAACAGAGGCCAGAAACCAAGAACGAUCCUGGCAUUACACCGCAACAGUGGCACUUGUGUUGCCUGACACAACCGGUGAAAACCACCUCACUCCCUCACGGCGUCACCACGCGCGCGUGUCACUGUCAGACAACAGACCAUGUCCAGCUCACUCGAGAGAGCUCAGCUCAGCUCAGCUGGGAUCACCGUCUCCAUCUUUAUAAGCCAGCAACGCCGCACAGACACACACUGGUCUCCCACGCACGCAAGCAGCUGCCAGCACCAACCAUCCUCAAAGCGGCAGCUCGACCGGCAGCCAUGGCGCGCGCCUUCGUGCGCUCCAUCUCCUUCCCUCUCAGCCCCUCGAGGUCUCCCAAGUCGCGUGCGCCAUCGUCGUCGUACCACGGGCGGUCUGUGAGCUUGCCGUGCCGCUCGCACCCGAUCUUGGCGCACCUCCACACCCACAUCCGCUCCGUGCGCGCCUGGGCGCAGCAGGGCCCGUCGGCGUUAGCCUCCUCCGUGGCCACGGGACUGGCGCACGUCGACGCACUCCACGCGGCGCUUGGUGACCUGCUGGACCUGCCCGAGGCCCAGGCAGCGCUCUCCGGCGCCGGAGGCAGCGUGGACCGCCUCCUGGACUCCUUCCUCCGCCUGGCCGACGCGCACGGCUACUUCCAGGAGGCCGUGGUGUCGCUCAAGCAGGACGUCGCCGAGGCGCUGGCUUCCGUGCGCCGUUGCGACGGGGCACGCCUUGCUUCUGCAGUGCGGUCGCAGCGCGGGGCCGGGAAGGAGCUCGCGCGCCUCGCCGCGGCGGCCAGCGAGUGCGCCGUCAGGCCCUCGCGCCUGAGUAUGCUCGGCGGCAGCCAAGGCAGCGCGGCUGAGGUUGAGGUGACCGGGCUGCUGAUGGAGUCGGCCGCGGCCACGGCUUCGGCUUCGGCCGCGCUGUUCGGGGCUGUGGCGGCCAUGUUGGGGUCCGUGGCGGCGGAGUCGUGCUCGUGCAAAGGCACCACGGCCCUGGUGUGUCUGGUGAGGCAGAACAAGAAAAAGGCGCCGAUGCCGAGGUCGGGGGAAGAGGACAGGGUGACGGCGGCCAUGGCGGAGAGGCUGGAGGAGCUGGAGGUGUUCAUCGACGAGCUCGAAGCCGGGAGCGAGAAGGUGUUCCGUAGCCUCGUGCAGACCAGGGUCGCGCUCCUCAACAUCCACACACUGCACAUCUUCUAACUUUACUACUACCAACCAUCUUAGCUGUACUAGUGAAAUUAGUGGCAGCAAUCCAGUGUAACUGUAAAUAAGUAGUAGAUGAUGAAUAGAAGAAGGAAUAUGUAGUAGGGGAAGUGCAUGGAUGAACCGGGUACAUGUGAACUCACUUUGAAAAA